AUGUCUGACCAGGAGGAAGAAGCUGAUUCUCAGAAUGCUGUUGACUCAUCAAAAGAAAGAGAGGAUGCUUUGGUGUCUAUCAAUAUUCCAGUUCCCUCGGAAGAGGUUCCCGAGUCAGAUCAAACUGAAGACUAUGAAUCUGAACUAGAUCCAUCUAGUGGAGGCCGUGAAAAACGCACUGAAGAGCUGAGUGACCAGAGCGUUUCAAGCCUGGAACCGAACGAUGUCGAGCAACACAUGGACGACGUUAUGAUGGCUGAACGAGCUGAAGAUGGUGGAGGCUCUCUAACGAAAUCUGGGAGCGCAGUGCAGUCAGCCAGACCAUAUUCAAAAGCGUCUCUGACAUUUUUGGAAAAAGUGAAGGCUAUGAAGGAAUCUCUGAGAAUAACAACAAAAGAUUCUUUAGCAACAGUAAAAGUCAUACUUCUUCCUGUGGGCCAGGAAAUUGUAAUUCCCUUUAAAGUUGACACUGUUCUAAGAUGCCUGAAGGAUCAUUUUUCAUCCCUGUUAGGUGUCCCAGCUUUUGUCCUGCAGAUAAGAUGUGCAGGAACAGUUCUUAAAAAUCAUGAGACGCUACUACAACAUGGAAUUAAGCCCCAGGAUGUUGUGCAAGUGGAAAUGUUUUCUUUACAGCAAGAUCUAUACCCAGUCAGAAGAAUAGCUAGAUCAGCUGCAGCCUCUCAGAUCAUAACUGUCAGAGUACAAACUGGCAUUGAUCAGUACCAGGAAGUAGCUGUUGAGAUGAUAAAAUCUGAUUUUCACAAACCAUUUCUUGGUGGAUUCAGACAUAAAAUAACAGGAAUAGAAUAUCACAAUGCUGGAACACAAACUGUACCUAAAAAGAUUCCUGAAAAACUGAAUGCAUUUUGUAGGGAUACGCAGACAGUUUUUCAGAAAGGAAAGCUCCAGCAAACUACAAAUACAACGUCCACACAGAUGACUAAAAUUGGUGUGUAUGUAUCAAAUAUUACUGAUAAACUGGUAAAACCAGGAAAAUAUUUUUCAGCAGCAGAAUACCAUGCCAAGAGAUUACAGGCGAUAAUUGUGAUACAGACUUACUACAGACGAUGGCAUGCUAAAGUUGUGGUAGAGGAUUUAAGAAGACAGAAAAUGUUCCGGUUGCAAUGGGAAGCAGAGGAAGAACACAGGAAGAUAAGAGAAAAAGAAGAGUGGAUGAAACUGGAUUAUUACCGGAGGCAUAAUCCUCAAACAAAGAAAGAGUUUGAACUUCUUUAUAAUGCACUAGAACUCUGGCGGCAAGAAGAACUCACACGCAUUAACCAGUCUUUCACUGGAGCUGAAAGGAAAGCUGCUUUGUGUGAACUUCUGGAAAAAGAGACGCAGAUAAUUGCUUCCAUUGGGAGACAUAGAUAUAUCACUUACACAGAGAACCAGGAAGCAGAGAUACAAAGUUUUUUGGAUAAGUGUUCAGCUCCAAAGACAUGGAGAAGAUUUGAUGGCAAAAUAAUUGAGUUGGAUACACAAUUUACCAUCAGAGCCAGAGAGCUGCAAAACAUCUAUAACUGCAUCAUGCUGAAGAAUGUCUCUCAAGAUGAGAGGCUGGAUGUACUCUUAACGCUUAAACAUACAGUAAAGGAACAUGAAUGUAAACUGACUCAGGAAAUCCUAGAAUUGAUUGACAGGGAGGUUGACCUUAUGAUGAGAGGAGUCAAACAUCAGAAUCUGGAAGGACUCAGAAAAAGGAUCGCAACACUCUUUUUUCAUUACAUAAAAACACCUCUGUUUAAUCCAGAAGUUGCAAGACACCUUAAGGUCCCUCAGGACCCAUUGAAGUUCUAUAAGAAAAUUUACUUUUGCCACAGUUGCCAGCUCUAUUUGCCUUCUGCAGAGUUUCCUAUAUCAUCCACCUCACACCGCAUUUACCAAUGCCGUCAGUGCAUUAACCUUGAAAAUGAGAGUCGAAAACGAGAAUCAUAUUUAAAGUACAAAUGUUUACUUCAACGGCUCUACUGUUCAGAAGCUGAUUAUGAAGAUGAUUCUGAAAUUGCUUUUCUGAUACAGCUACAAGAUAUUCAGUACCUGACAGAGAACAUCUGGGCAUCCCAGUCUGUGCUCAGUGCUUGGAAGGAUCUCAAUGAUCUGGUCAUGGUCAGAUGGGAUAAGUCUGUGGAAUGGUCUCCCUGGAACUGCAUUCUUCUUACCAAAGAUGAAGGCGCUAUUCAUCUCAAGCUAAAGAGUAUUGAAGAGGGAUAUGAACCCUUGUUUAUUCACAAGAUCAAACACAAACACUUCCUGGCUAAGAACUAUUUUUCUCAAAUUCCGCUACUGGCUUCAUUUUUACUUGAUGAUGGUGAAGUAGAGGAAAUCAGAAAGAAGCAUCAGUCAGAACCAACAACUAAGAUUUUAGAAGUCCAGAGGCCUGGUCCUUAG
This is a messenger RNA of Rangifer tarandus platyrhynchus (Svalbard reindeer), 2391 nucleotides long. The record is from the annotation of a GenBank genome assembly. NCBI's taxonomy places the organism in Eukaryota, Metazoa, Chordata, Mammalia, Artiodactyla, Cervidae.